Penaeus vannamei (Pacific white shrimp) is the source of this 2918-nucleotide messenger RNA. RefSeq names its product oligosaccharide transferase delta subunit (gene OstDelta). Gene Ontology annotation, cellular component: membrane; oligosaccharyltransferase complex. Lineage: Eukaryota; Metazoa; Arthropoda; Malacostraca; Decapoda; Penaeidae. Gene Ontology annotation, biological process: protein N-linked glycosylation. The record is from RefSeq and is a predicted model, not a curated record.
GCCCAGCUUUUACAUACAAGGUCUCUGUCCAGUACGUCUGUUGACACUUCCAUCGACAGGCAACAGAAGCAUGAGACGAGGGGCACUGGUAAUUCUUGCUCUCCUGGGGGUGAGCUCUGCCCUCUCCCCCUCCACAUACCUCACCCCAGCUGACAAGGAGAGGCUGAAGCUAGUCCUAGACCCAGCGUGGUCUCUCUCAGACCUCGCACAAGUCCUAUAUGCUUCAGCAGGCUAUAAGCACUUAGGCCAGCCAAUCCCCAAUGAGCAGGGAGUGUGCAAUUUUGUCAAAAGCUCUGCUGGUGAUGGAGCGACAGUCGAAACUCUGUUUUUGGCUUCCUCAGCUGGCAAAGCACUUGGGUGCCCUGUGGCAGCCACUGCAGCCUCCAAGCAGGCUGUAAGUGACGCCAUUCGAGAAGGGGCCUCUCCCCUGGAGCUCUUCCAUGCUGUCACUGCCGCCACAAAUCUAGGGGUUGAGGUAGAUGUUGCCAAGGUCUUGAGGGCUACACAGAUGGCUCUGAAAAAGGAUGACAGCGUACUAAGCUUGGGCUAUGCCUUCCAUGUUGGGUCUCAGCUCCGUGGGGAAGUCAGCAGUAUCUUUGAGAGGAUUGAGGAUGCGAUAGUUCAGGCUGAUGAAGUUGAUGGGCGGAUGCUGCAAUUUGAAGGAGGAUUAUCAAUAACUGCCCUGGUUCUAAGUGGUGCCUACAAGCUGGCUGAGAAUUCAAACAAGGCUCCACCAAUUAAGCCUGACCAAGCCGUCAAGUUCGCCAAUUACCUGAUGUCGCGCAAGUCUGUGCAGGUGCCCAAGGGGGUCUACUACCUCUUGGAGGCUGUAUCCAUGUUCACCAGCAACAGGUUCCAUAUUCCUGUAGCCAUCACACUGGCUAGUAAUGUAGCUGUCAGUGCUGAUGCUCCUCGUGUUCAGGUACGAGUGACAGAUCUGAAGGGCAGCAGUCUUGGUUCCCUUCGUGUUGUUGCAGAUUCUGCCACACGUGACUCAGAUGAGGUUGUCAUAGUGUCCAAGGAGGAAUUGUCUCCACUUGCUGGACAAGAUGGAGUGUAUGAAUUUGACGUGAUGUCCCGGCAGCCAGAGCGAGGCUUUUACCGCCUGGUGGUGAGCACCGUUACCUCAGAUUCACGCCUGGUUGGUCACAUGGCUGCUCAGCUUACCUUUAAGGUCCUCACAGCCAUUGAUAUCCAGGGUGUAGAGGUGGGAACAGCUGACUCUGACCGCUCCACAGCCCCAAGCUUGCAGAAGUUGACUUACCCUAAUAAGCUACCUAGUGAACUUUUAGCCGACCAGCACCAGCGUGUGCUGCUCCGUUUCAUUGUUCGGGACUUAGCAUCAGGACGUUCAACUGAGGUCCAUCAAGCCUUUGUCAAAAUCACACACAUUGAGUCCAAGCGUGAAAUUAUAUUUGUGGCUGAAACAGACUCUAAUGAUGUAUACAAGUUUGAUAUGGAUGUCAGCAACAAUGUCAAGGAGUUUGGUGGAGUUAGUGGCUCGUACUCCAUGGAGCUGAUCAUCGGCGAUGCUUCCAUCAGCAACCCAACCCUGUGGCACAUUGGGGAUGUCUCUCUCUCCUUCCCUGAGGGCAGUGUGUCUUCCCCAUCCCAGGACUACACUUACAAGGCUCGUCCAGAGAUCCAGCACGAGUUCCGCAAGCCUGACCCUCGUCCCUCUACCCUUGUGUCCCUGACUUUCACCAUCUUGUGUCUAGUGCCUCUGUUACUGCUCUUGGCCAUGUGGGCAAAGCUUGGUGUAAACCUCGCCAACUUCCCUCUGUCUCUUUCUUCAGUUGUAUUCCAUGUUGGUCUUGCAGCUAUUCUGGGACUCUUCUGCCUGUUCUGGCUCCAACUAGACAUGUUCACCACCCUCCGCUAUCUGUUCAUGGUGGGCGUCGUCACCUUCUUCUCAGGGAACUCGAUGCUCUCAAACAUCGCAGCUAAUAGGAAGGAUAUGAUGAGUAAUAGUUCAAUAACAAACCGAAAGCAGUCAUCUAGCCUGAUAGAUAUGCAGAUAGAUAAGGACAGGAAGAAAUCAGUCUCCAUUGCAUGACUAGUUGGAUAUGUAGGGAAAUAACAGGAAAGACCGAUUGAGCUAGUUUCCGGAGCAGUAAUGGUAAAUAGGUGACAGUCUGCGUGACAUUAUAUUUUUUUUUUUAGUUAACUAUUAUUGUCAUCAAUAAUAAAUUCUCCUCCAUUCCAACUUCGAUGACGCUGACUGUCUCCCUUGCCGUGCUUUGUAUUUAUGGCAACGCAGACAUUUUCCUGUGCAAAAGUGAUAGUUAUUCUUAGGGAAAGACUGCAGCAAGAAGAUAUAAGAAAAUGGGAGAAAAAAAGGAGAAUGAAGACAGAAGCGAGAAUGGAAGAAAGAAAAAUAGAUGGGAAGAAAAAUAUUCAUAUACAAACUAAUUGAAAUGAUUUGAGUGUUUAUUUUGAUGGAGGAAAUCAUCAAGUACCAGUACUAUUGUUGUUUUUUGUGAUGGAUAGAGAGAGAGAGAGAGAGAAGAUUAAAUAUUUGUAUCUUUCAUUUCUUUCUAUCUUUUUUUCUUUCAUUCUUUCUCUCUCCUCUUCUCUGAUAUUUCAAUAGAUGUGAGCGCGUUUUCCUGGAUACGCUUGGACUCUCAUUUCCUCUCCAGGCGAGUGAUUGCCGGGAGAAUGAGUGUGUGAAUGAACAAGCAAAAAAAAAACGUUCAUAAGUUCAUGUUCUUUUAUUUUUAUUUUUUGUUUUUGUCAUUUUCUUCAGCCUUUUGAGGAGAGUGUUAUCUCCAGAAAAAAGGUUUGUCAUUCCACAUUUUUUUUUCCCAGUGUUUCUUCUUCAUAUCGUGUGUCACUACUGCUUGUUAAGUCAGUAAUUUGUGUGAUUUAUUGUUGUGAGGUGAGAAGGAAAUGGUGAAUAAAAUCAUGUCAUGUUAUGU